UUCGCUGGUACUCGUGAAGUUAAAAAUAAAAAAAAUAAUAAUGUGUUUUUUAGGAAAUCAAAAAGAUUAAAAAAAAAAUCAAUUGCCGGUAUUAUAACGUCUGUUCUGUUUCUCUCUCCUCCAAUCGAUCUCAGGUUUUUCGAUCUCAUUCGCCAUUUAAAUCAGACUUAGAUUUGGCUCGGGCGGUUAGCGUCGCCGGAUCCGAUCUUUGGCGUGACUCCGGCGAGAUCGCGCGGUCCGUUCUACAGAUCUACUCGCCCGGCUUCUCGAAUUCCACCAGCCGCGAUGUUCCUGGUGGAUUGGUUCUACGGGGUCCUCGCCUCGCUAGGCCUGUGGCAGAAGGAGGCCAAGAUCUUGUUCCUGGGACUCGACAAUGCCGGGAAGACCACGCUGCUUCAUAUGCUCAAGGACGAGAGACUAGCCCAGCACCAGCCGACGCAGCACCCGACGUCGGAGGAGCUGAGCAUCGGGAAGAUCAAGUUCAAGGCUUUUGAUUUGGGAGGCCAUCAGAUCGCUCGACGCGUCUGGAAAGAUUACUAUGCUAAGGUGGAUGCAGUGGUGUACCUAGUAGAUGCAUAUGACAAAGAGAGGUUUGCAGAGUCAAAGAAAGAAUUGGAUGCACUGCUAUCAGACGAUUGUUUGGCAAAUGUCCCAUUUCUUAUUCUAGGAAACAAGAUCGACAUCCCUUAUGCAGCAUCAGAGGAAGAGCUACGCUACCAUCUCGGUCUGAACAACUUCACAACUGGCAAGGGAACGGUGAAUCUUAGCGAUUCCAAUGUCCGCCCCCUUGAGAUCUUCAUGUGUAGCAUCGUGCGGAAGAUGGGAUAUGGUGAAGGUUUCAAAUGGAUCUCACAGUACAUCAAGUAGAGGUUGAUUCUUCUAUUAGUACCGCACCGCCUACUCUCAAAUGCUUAAGCUUAGUUUGGUUUGAAAGCUCUUUAGUUUUCCCGAAUAUUUUGUCGAGGUGGAAGUACAUGGUUUUCCCUAUUGUAUUUGGCAUUCAUCUACUACCAUUUCAGUGGAACAUAAGAACAUAGCAAAAUAAGGAUGCAACACUUUUCGUGGAGGUGAGAGCACUUGGCUCUCAUCUACAUAUUUCUUUUUAUUUGACAAACUAUUUUUUUUUGGAAAGAUCAUAUAAGUUUUCUGUUUCUGAU
This is a messenger RNA of Zingiber officinale, 1157 nucleotides long. RefSeq names its product GTP-binding protein SAR1A-like. The record is from RefSeq and is a predicted model, not a curated record. The transcript is spliced from 3 exons. NCBI's taxonomy places the organism in Eukaryota, Viridiplantae, Streptophyta, Magnoliopsida, Zingiberales, Zingiberaceae. Gene Ontology annotation, biological process: endoplasmic reticulum to Golgi vesicle-mediated transport; intracellular protein transport; vesicle organization. Gene Ontology annotation, cellular component: COPII vesicle coat; endoplasmic reticulum exit site. Gene Ontology annotation, molecular function: GTPase activity; GTP binding. Bases 286 to 867 code for a protein of 193 amino acids.